This is a messenger RNA of Macroventuria anomochaeta, 1537 nucleotides long. Its product is annotated as ammonium transporter. Bases 1 to 1464 code for a protein of 487 amino acids. Gene Ontology annotation, cellular component: plasma membrane. The transcript has 3 exons. Gene Ontology annotation, molecular function: ammonium channel activity. Gene Ontology annotation, biological process: ammonium transmembrane transport. Lineage: Eukaryota; Fungi; Ascomycota; Dothideomycetes; Pleosporales; Didymellaceae. The record is from RefSeq and is a predicted model, not a curated record.
AUGGCAGAGGUUCCAGCUCCUACACCUAUAGCCGAAUGGCCAGACUACAAUGUCAUGCCGACAGGCGGGGAUGUAAUGACGACGGAUCUCAAUGCACUGUACGACAAAGGAGACCUCUGCUGGCUACUUAUCACUCCCGCGAUCGGCUUCCUCUACGCCGGCAUGCACAGACGAAAGGCCGCGCUCACCAUGAUCUUCCAAUCCCUCUUCUGCGCCAGCGCAGUUGGCAUCCAGUUCUGGGUAUACGGGUACUCGCUGUACCAAUCGCACACCACAAACCCAUUCCUUGGCGAUCUGUCGAAAGCAGGCUUGCACAACGUCCUUGCUUAUCCGUCUCUGGCGAAUUCGGACAUUCCAGACAUUCUGUACGCCUGCUUUGGCUUCACUUUCGUCACAGCGACGGCGAUGAUCUUGGCUGGUGCCAUGCUCGAGCGUGGACGCAUGUGGCCUUCGAUGCUGUUCUUGCUGUGCUGGACUACGUUUGUGUACUACGUGUUGGCGUAUGCGGAAUGGAACCCGUCUGGAUGGCUGUACCAGCUUGGAGUUUAUGACUUUGCUGGUAGUGGACCAGUGCAUAUCGCUUCCGGAUUUUCAGCGCUGGCUUGGGCGGUGAUGCUCGGUCCGCGUGUAGACCCGCACAAAGAAUCGCAUCACCCGAAGAUGCCGCACUUCAAGCCCCACAACCCGUUCCUCGUCGGUCUGGGGACGAUCCUGAUUUGGUUUGGCUGGUAUGCGUUCAACGGGGCGUCCACCGCCAACAUCUCGAUUCGCUCCAUCUACGUAGUCUGCAACACCAAUCUCGCAGCAUGUGGUGGUGGCUUAGCGUGGGUACUCCUCGAAUACAUUUUCGUCUGGAAAUUCUCUAUUAUCGGCUUCUGCUCCGGCAUCAUCGCUGGUCUGGUUGGCAUCACGCCUGCCGCAGGCUUUGUUCCCAUCUACGUUGCCUCGCUUGUUGGUGCCUUGACAGCUUGCGCGUCGUUCUUCACCGUUCGUUACAAGUACCUGCUUCGCAUUGAUGAAGGUCUUGACAUCUUCGCUAUCCACGGCGUUGGCGGCUUCGUUGGCGAUAUUUUGACUGGCUUCUUUGCCGCCAACUAUGUACCAGCAAUGGACGGCGUAAGCAACAUGUAUGAAGGCGGCUGGUGGGAUCGCAAUUGGAAGCAGAUGGGUUAUCAGCUUGCUGCGGCAUGCACAUGCGCAGCCUGGUCGUUCGUCGUCUCGAUCAUCUUGCUCUUUGUCAUCAACAAGAUUCCGGGAUGCCAUAUUAGAGCGACGGAGGAUGAUGAGCUGAGGGGUCUGGAUUACAAGUACUUCCACGACGUAGAUGUGGAGGACGGUAUGAUGGUGCUCAAUGGUUUCGGCGCGACGACAACCGGGUUGACGAGGAGCGGUGUGACGAGCCCGAGAGCCGAAGGCGGUCAGGAUGGGGUAGUUGUACCUGUCAUGCCCGAGAAACGGGAUUGAAGAUGGAGCAGCUAUCAACGGGGAGCACUCCACGGCACGCUUUCCUAUUUUAACAGCCAUCCAAAGCAACUAC